AUGAAUAAAUCUUGUUUCAGAAAUUCAGCAAGUCCGAGAAAGCCAAAUGUCAGCUUUUCAAUUGAGGUCCAAGAAUCCAGGAAUUAGAAUAAGCUGAGGACUCGCAGCAGCAUCAGCAGUGAGAGAGAUUUGCAGAAUCUAGCAAGAAACAAAUGGAGAUAUUUGAUUAUUCAGUAACAAAGAGAUCUUCGAUACAAUUAAAUGAGGAUUACAGAAAAACAGCAAUGUUGCUCUGUCUUUUGA
Paramecium octaurelia is the source of this 243-nucleotide messenger RNA. NCBI's taxonomy places the organism in Eukaryota, Ciliophora, Oligohymenophorea, Peniculida, Parameciidae. The record is from the annotation of a GenBank genome assembly.